Molecule: messenger RNA, 459 nt
Organism: Staurois parvus
Lineage: Eukaryota; Metazoa; Chordata; Amphibia; Anura; Ranidae
Source: the annotation of a GenBank genome assembly
GACAUUGACGACAAAAAGCACCAGGAGGACACAGAAAACCACUCCAAGAGGAGGAUCUACUUGGACUACAAUGCAACCACUCCUCCGUCUGCAGAAGUGGUCAAGGCAGUGACAGAAGCUCUGCAAGAGGCCUGGGGAAAUCCCAGCAGCAGCUACAGUGCAGGAUGUAUGGCCAAACAACUAAUAGACAAAGCUCGGGCACACAUUGCCAGCAUGGUAAGAGGAAAACCAGGAGACAUCAUCUUCACCUCUGGAGGAACAGAAGCCAACAAUAUGGUAUUAUUUUCGGCUGUGGAACAAUUCAGUAUGAGAGCCAAAGAAAGUUCCAGUAACAGCGUGGACAAGGCAUUGCCACACAUCAUUACUACCAAUGUGGAGCAUGAUUCUAUUGUACUGCCUCUUCAACACCUGCAGAGGGCACACAGAGCCGAGGUGACCUUUGUACCAGUAUCCACUACU